Messenger RNA from Xyrauchen texanus (razorback sucker), 2578 nucleotides. RefSeq lists its product as uncharacterized. The coding region runs from base 125 to 2233 and encodes 702 amino acids. The transcript has 10 exons. The record is from RefSeq and is a predicted model, not a curated record. NCBI's taxonomy places the organism in Eukaryota, Metazoa, Chordata, Actinopteri, Cypriniformes, Catostomidae.
AAUCCUGUUGCUCUGCCCGCUGACGACUGGAGAGCACAAAAUCCCAGUUAAUGUUGGUUAAAUCAAUUUGCAGUUUGUUGAUGUGCAUUGCAAUUCGUUUGCAAUAGAUUUUGACACGAACAACAUGUCUGCAAAUAUUUUAAAUGAAGACCAGUUUAAAAGAAAUGACGAUGAGUUCAGAAACACGAUGGAAGCUCUUUUUCAGAAGUAUUCCAGUCUAAAUGAUCCUGGAAUAGAAGUCUGUCUGAAAACAAUGACCUGCAGAACUGAAAGAGGUCCUGUGCCUAUUGACAGUGCAGAGGGAGAACGUGAAUUAGAAGCUUUGAAGACUAGACUGAAGGACCAUUCGGUGAGGGAGUUUGUGGACCAGAAUGAUGAUGAUGAUCAGAUGGAUGUGUCGGGGAUCACUGAGGAUGAUCUUAAUGGCUCCGAUCAACAGAACAAUGAAAUUCUGUGGCAUGGUGGUGAGUCGUUCAAGCUCUCUAUGAAUCUGACCAAUUCAUCUCAUAGCGGUCUGUGGGGGGUGCCCUCUCAGCCUGAGGAAGCGGAUGAAGGACUGGAGAAAACAUUGAGCAGUCACGGCAGUACCCUCCUGGAUGUCUAUCCCAGCAUGCUCAAUCAGAUUGGCGAAGUAUAUCAGCGGCAGCACGUGAAGGAUACUGCUAGGGGUGUGCUGCAAAAGUAUCGCCGCAAACACUGGCAAGUUAGCCAGGCACACCCUCGCAACACUUCCUUUAAGAUGAGACCCAAUGGAACACUGAACAAGACAACGGAUAUCUCAUUCACCACAAAAAGUCCAGCUCAAUAUAACAUAAGCUGCUCUAUGAAGGGUAGCAUCAAACUUCACGACAUGUUCAAGAACAAACUGAAGUCUUCACCACUGAAAAACUCUGAGGCCAGUGGCUGUUUUUACUCACCUAGGAGGGACGCCGUUGAUGAGAGUUUUGAGUCACCACAGACUAACCUGCUUUUAGAUAGUAAGCCAAAGCACAACUCUGUUCGUGUGAUUGACUUCACCACACCUCCUUACUCUGUCUCCCCACUUAGUGACCAGUCUCCUGACCUAAAUCAAACCUACAACAUUGAACCCACUGUUUUAUCUACUUCUCAUGCUGUUCCAGGCUCAUUGGUCUCCAUUUCCCCACGACCAGCAUGGCGCUCACCAGGAAGACCAGCUAAAGCCCUGUCUUUUGUUGACCAGAGUGGAAUGUCAAUCACAUCCCAGCCCUUCUAUCAGCAGCCAGCCUACACCUCAUUGGACAAAAAUGACUUUAGAAAACACCUGCACUCUCCAGUCUCCUCCCCAAAGCGUGGAUUCAUAAGUUGUUUUUCUCCUAGUGGGAAGAGUACCUUCAGAUCCACAUUGUUGAGAAAUGAAAGACAUCAAUCAAAGCCAACAGCAAUACACAGUCCAAAGCGAAGAUCUCCUAUCCACUAUCUACCUCAAUCUGAGGUACACCGGUCUCUCUAUGGUGGGAAACUGGAGCAGUUGUCAUCAACCCAGCGUCCCCUUUUCCACAACACAGAUCAUCUGGAAAGUUUUUCCAUGUCUGAGAAGUUGCAGAUCAGUCCCAGACUCAAUAAACAUCAACAUUCUCUUUCUAGGUCCCAGUCCACUUGUUUGUCAAAAUAUGACUCUUUCAGGGAACCUCAAAUUGAUGUACAAUUCAGGAAGCUGUAUCACCACUUCAUCUGUCGUGGUACAUCUUCACCAUACCCUACCACCCACUGUCACCUGUGCGAGAGACAGUUGGAGACGUCCCAAAUCCCCAGCUCUUCCUCCUCCAGCAUGUCCACUCUUGCUCUCACACCCCUGAGAGACACACUCAAGAAGCGUCGCCAUCAGCCCGAUGUGGAAGAGUCGUUUAGAUUUAAACGCUUCCGUGAAAGUCGUUCACCACUUAAGCAUCUCCAACUCUUGCCACAUCAAGUGAAAGACAGAUAUUUGAGCUCUGCCAUGUCAGAACCUAGUGAGGACAAACAUGCCUGGAAUCGAGCCGUCCUGCUUCAGUGCCCCAGUCCCUGGUUCCUUAGAGGCACUGGAAACCUCAGAAAGAUCAGGGAGGAUAAAUUAGCCAUGCAAAUGAACCCACGUGCAAUGUCUUGGAGAGAUGUCACAAGUGGAGUCCAUGCAGUUGAAGCUCAUUCACCCAUUAGAACUUUUAAUCAUGGUACGAUCCCACUUUCUCCAAGUCUCUCAAGGAGGCGACUCCAGUAUGGUCUUCUGCAGUGAUGAGGUUUCCUUUUCGCACCCCAUAAUCCUGUAUUUUCUUCUAUGGUUAUAUAUAAUUCAUAUUGUGAAUACUUCCAAGGUCACCCAAGAGAAAAUACAGGGGAUAACAAGUCAGUUGACGCUGAUAUUCUACUGUCAGUUUUCUUGUUUUAAAUGCAUAUGUACUUGUAAAUGCAACGGUUGUAAUGUCAAAGUAGUUCUUUAAUGUGUAAAUAUCUUCACAAGACCAUUUAAUAUUAUAUAUUUUAACAGAACUUUUUAAAAAUACAUUUCUAUCAACAGGGUCCAAUUUCAUGUGUGUUGACUUACUGUAUGUUUGUAAAUAAUUUAGACUCUUGCUUUUGU